AUGCUGUCCGCUAUCGCUAUCGCACUCGAGGCUACGUAUUUGCUACCGGUACCUAGUGGACCAAGAGGCAAGUACGGGCUUUCGAAAUACACCUUACCCGUGUCCAGGACUCGCAUCCAUGUCGCGAAUACAACGGCCUCAUCCCUGCUGUCCGCAUCCCAAGGUGAAGGCAAGACCGCAAACGACAUCAUGGCGGUGGCCUCCACGGAGGACCAUGUCUAUUUGAUGAGUAUUGACAAGGCAAUCCACCUUACCGUCAGUCCAAAGCCAGCACUCCACGUCAUGAAUCGGGCUUGA
Messenger RNA from Diaporthe amygdali, 297 nucleotides. RefSeq lists its product as uncharacterized. The coding region runs from base 1 to 297 and encodes 98 amino acids. The transcript is spliced from 3 exons. The record is from RefSeq and is a predicted model, not a curated record. NCBI's taxonomy places the organism in Eukaryota, Fungi, Ascomycota, Sordariomycetes, Diaporthales, Diaporthaceae.